Molecule: messenger RNA, 438 nt
Organism: Molossus molossus (Pallas's mastiff bat)
Lineage: Eukaryota; Metazoa; Chordata; Mammalia; Chiroptera; Molossidae
Gene: IL5
Product: interleukin 5
Exons: 4
Coding region: 1-405 (134 amino acids)
Biological process (GO): immune response
Cellular component (GO): extracellular region
Molecular function (GO): growth factor activity; interleukin-5 receptor binding
Source: RefSeq, a predicted model, not a curated record
AUGAGAAUGCUUCUGCUUUUGACUUUCCUAGCUCUUGGAGCGGCCAACGCUUGUGCUGUUGCCGUAGAAAGUCCCUUGAGAAGACUGGUGGCAGAGACCUUGACCCUGCUCUCUACUCACCGGACUGUGCUGAUAGGCGAUGGGAACCUGAUGAUUCCUACUCCUGAACAUAAAAAUUACCAGCUAUGCAUUGAAGAAGUUUUUCAGGGGAUAGACACAUUGAGGAAUCAAACUGCUCAAGGGGAUGCUGUGGAAAAACUCUUCCAAAACUUGUCUUCAAUAAAAGAAUACAUAGACCACGAAAAAAAAAAGUGUGAAGGAGAACGAUGGAGAGUAAAAAAAUUCCUAGACUACCUGCAAGUGUUUCUUAGUGUGAUAAACACUGAGUGGACAAUGGAAAGUUGAGACUGAACUGGCUUACUGUAGCAAAAUAUUUUG